Messenger RNA from Trypanosoma brucei brucei TREU927, 471 nucleotides. RefSeq lists its product as hypothetical. The transcript has a single exon. Lineage: Eukaryota; Euglenozoa; Kinetoplastea; Trypanosomatida; Trypanosomatidae. The record is from RefSeq and is a predicted model, not a curated record. The coding region runs from base 1 to 471 and encodes 156 amino acids.
AUGUUGCCAUUAAUUUUUUAUUUUUGGUUUGAUAUUAUUUUACCGGUGUUUCUUUUCUUUUCUUUUUUGUUCUUUUUUUUCUUUUGUUCCGUGAGGACUGUUGCAUGCCAUGAAUUUUAUUUAACACGAAAAGCACACGACAUUUUGUUGUUGUGUUAUUGUCAUAUCUGCUUUUGCUUUGCGUGUGUCUCCAUAUGUGUUUGUGUGUGUGUUUUUUUUAUUUGCUUUUCUUCUACGGGUUCAAUAUUUUUGGUUUACCAUUUUUAUUAUUAUUGUUAUUAUUAUUAUUAUUGUUACAACAAUUUUUCUUUGUUUUUUGUUGUGUUGUUGUUGUUGUUUUGCAUGGCUUUGAAUGAGAAGGAUUUAUAUAUUUAUAUAUAUAAAAGGAAUGACGUUACCCGUGAUGAAUUUGUGGGAGGUGCGUCUCAGUUGGUUGCAACUUGUAAUUACAAUAAAAAUUCGAAGGAAUAA